This is a messenger RNA of Symsagittifera roscoffensis, 822 nucleotides long. RefSeq lists its product as uncharacterized. The coding region runs from base 1 to 822 and encodes 273 amino acids. The transcript has 3 exons. The record is from RefSeq and is a predicted model, not a curated record. Lineage: Eukaryota; Metazoa; Xenacoelomorpha; Acoela; Convolutidae.
AUGGAUUACUUGGGAGUAAAUGAAGAUGUGCAGGACAGACCGAACAAGACUUUUGAGAUGACUGACAACAGUAUGAUGGCAGAAGGAGAUGAAACUCCAGAGAAAAGACCGAAGACUCAAACCACUCUACACAAAGCAGCCACUCCGGAGAAGUUCCAGGCACGACUGACAGUAGCCGGUGAUGAGUCAUACGACAACUCCAACGAAUCUCAUCCCCUCAGCAGUCUGGACGAGCACUCUGCCGACAACUCUGGACCUUCAGCUGGAAGGAGCAAGAUUGCAACCCCUCUGCAGGAGAACAAGAGUACAGCCAGUGAUGCGUCGUCUCUGAGCAAGAACUCAAUGCUGCAAAACAUUCAUCAUAGCCACAGGAAACAGCAGCAGGAGACAGAUUUGAGCGGACUCACGAGCACGAGCAGCGAAGACCCCAACGAGAUGAAGCCUACGCAGCCUCAGGAGGUGUUUACCCGGGAUACCCAAUCACGUGACAACUCCAGUAGAAGCGAAGAUCACGAGGCCAGCAACAGGGAAGGGGAAAAUAGCCGGCAGGACAAUUUACAAAGUGUAAAUGAACUGACAGUGAAUGAACGAAGUGUAGUUGAUAGUGACCGGACUCAAGACGCAUCGAGUGCAACUAUCCAGAGCCUGGAAGUGAGAGAGAACUUGAUCAAGUCUGGCAAUGAUGCAGAGGAGGCCAAUGGAGGGACGGACCAGAUGGGGAAAGGUUCAUUGGGGGAGGAGGGAGGGAGGAACAAGGCAGAACUCAGUCCGGCAUUCGGGGGUAACUGCUGGCAGAGGUGUUUCGGGGGAAAAUCCAAGUAG